Messenger RNA from Aphanomyces invadans, 795 nucleotides. RefSeq lists its product as hypothetical. Lineage: Eukaryota; Oomycota; Saprolegniomycetes; Saprolegniales; Verrucalvaceae. The record is from RefSeq and is a predicted model, not a curated record. Bases 1 to 795 code for a protein of 264 amino acids. The transcript has a single exon.
AUGGCACAGAUUUCGUCCCCCACGAUGUGCUGCUCGAUGGAACCUUUCCCGUAUUACCCGGUUGACAACUCGUUCUUGUCGCUGCUGGCUAGCGCAGCCCCCCUCGAUCCUUUUGAACAACAAAUCUGCGAUCUCCUGUUGUCCGACAGCAUGGCUCCUCAGCCGUGGGCGAGUCCUCUCUCCAAAGCUGCUUCCGAGGCGUCCUUUGCCACAGACAACGAAAGUGUGGAUGAAGCAACAACUCCCAUCCGAUUGACUCGACAUCGCGCCGUCUUAUGCGUGCUGCCAGGAUGCUCCCGCCGAGCACGCCACCGGGAGUUCUGCAACGCCCACAGGAGCUAUCAAGUGUGCAGAGUGUCCAACUGCUCCAACGAUGCCCAGGACAGCGACUACUGCCUAUCCCACGGCGGGGGCAAAUGCUGUCGCGUCAAGGGGUGCUCAAACGCUGCUCAAUCCCAAGGUCUGUGCAAAGCGCAUGGAGGCGGCGCCCGGUGCAAGUUUAUCGGAUGCGAAAAGAGCAGCCAAGGCGGCGGUCUGUGCCGAGCUCAUGGCGGCGGUAAGCGGUGCAGUGAAAUGGGAUGCAACAAGGGGGUGCAGAGAGGCAACAAGUGCGCCACUCAUGGAGGCUGUCGAACGUGCACGGUCGGCGGGUGCAAACGAUCCGACCGCGGCGGAGGCUAUUGCGACAUCCACCGCAAGGAACGUGAAUGCCACGUCGACGGGUGCAAGCGACUCAGCCAUACGCUGGGGAUGUGCAAGCCCCACCUCCGCAUGGUGCGCCACCGCAACGAGUAG